This is a messenger RNA of Dujonia railenensis, 1092 nucleotides long. NCBI's taxonomy places the organism in Eukaryota, Fungi, Ascomycota, Pichiomycetes, Serinales, Debaryomycetaceae. The record is from the annotation of a GenBank genome assembly.
AUGGGAAAACGAAGUAAGAAUUUCAAAGAGCUAUACCCUAAUCCUGUCCCAAUAACGUUAUCAACUGAUGCCUAUGGAAUAAAUUUGCCAGAUAUUAUCCCGCACAACCCUAUCUCUUGGUUGAUAUUUGGAUUGAGGUACCUACAAAUUCAAGCCAAGCUGAUACCUUCAAAUGUUGUGAGAGUCGACUUUGAAGACGAUGUUUUCAAAGUUCUUGAUCCAACUGAUAUGAAUAGGCUAUGGAGUCAUGGAUUCUUUGGUAAGGGUUCAUUGUCUCGGUCCGACCCUAACUGGGCCGACAGAACAAGUGCAAGACUUGGCUUAGAUGACGAUACUCAACAGGGCAGGAAUGCCAGUGAAGAAAUCACAAAGCAAAGACGAGAGGAACGUAAAAGAUUCAAACUUGAAAGGGCCAAAGUCCAAAAUUUGGAACUCAAGCAAAGACAAGGAGCCUUAAAUGAAGAUGAAGAAGUAGAACUAAACGAUUUGAGAGAGACAUUGAACAACCUCAAAAAAAUCGUCCCUGCUCGGAAGGCCAUCUCUACUACAUCGAAUUCUCUUCGAGAAGAAGAUGAGGUUUUGUUGAUUGAAGGAUUAGACAAUUUAGAGUACCUUCAGUUACAGGCAGUCGAAUCAUUCUACUUAAAGUUUGCAUUGGGCGCGAUUGACAUUUUUGAACAGAAUGAAAGUUUAUCGUCGCUUGAAUUGUUCAAGAAAUGUAACUCUAUCGAUUCUAAAUUUAUGCUAAACUAUGUUGUUUACCAUCAUUUUAGAUCUUUAGGUUGGUGUGCCAGAUCAGGAAUCAAAUUUGGUUGUGACAUGCUUUUAUACAAACGUGGCCCGCCUUUCAGCCACGCAGAAUUUGGUAUAUUGAUUAUUCCAACUAAACAAGAAUUCAUCAACUGGAUUGAUGUUUCAAGUGUUGCGAGAGUUGUCGGAGGAGUGAAGAAAAAUUUGGUGUUGUGCUAUGUGGAUGAGCCGAUAGAAGACAUUGAGCUAUCUGAGGUAAGUGAUAUCGCCUCCUUGCUUAAAUUGUACAAAGUAACCGAGAUUUUAUAUAGACGGUGGACUCCAAGUAAAAGUAGAGACUAA